This is a messenger RNA of Colossoma macropomum (tambaqui), 984 nucleotides long. RefSeq names its product trace amine-associated receptor 13c-like. The transcript has a single exon. Gene Ontology annotation, molecular function: trace-amine receptor activity. Gene Ontology annotation, cellular component: membrane. Gene Ontology annotation, biological process: G protein-coupled receptor signaling pathway. The coding region runs from base 1 to 984 and encodes 327 amino acids. Lineage: Eukaryota; Metazoa; Chordata; Actinopteri; Characiformes; Serrasalmidae. The record is from RefSeq and is a predicted model, not a curated record.
AUGAAUAACACUGCUUAUACACAAAACAUCACAGUUCAAUACUGCUUUCCUUACAUUAACUCUUCUUGCAGAAAGGAGGUGCGAACAGGCCCUGGGAAUAUAUUAUUGUUCAUUUUUCUCUCAUGUGUAUCUGUGUGCACUGUGUUUCUGAACCUGCUGGUGAUCAUCUCCAUCUCUCACUUCAAGCAGCUCCACACUCCAACCAACCUGCUCAUCCUCUCUCUGGCUGUGGCAGAUCUUCUCGUGGGACUGUUUGUUAUGCCUGUGAAUAUCAUGAUGUUGAUAGAUUCCUGUUGGUAUCUUGGCAAAAUUAUGUGCUCUAUUUAUCCAAUAUUUAAUGGUAUAUCAAUGUCAGGCUCUAUCUAUAGCCUAAUACUCAUUGCAGUUGAUCGGUUCAUUGCUGUCACUGACCCUCUGCUUUAUUCCACCAGAGUCACAGUUUGUAAAACUUUGUUGUUGAUAAUUCUGGGCUGGUCCUUUUCUCUACUCUAUGCUUUCAUCUUUUUGUACUUUAAUGAUCAUCUCCUUCCAUCUCAGGCACUCACUGGAUGCUACGGAGAGUGUGUGAUCUAUGUGAAAUAUUCCUGGCUGGUUGGUAACAUUGCUAUUUUUUUUCUAGCUCCUUGUUCUGUCAUACUGAUCUUGUAUUCAAUCAUUUUUAAAGUGGCAAGACGUCAAGCUAAAGCUGUUAGAGCUGUGACAAGGGUUGCUUCAAACAAACACGGACCCAAGGUUUCAAGGUCUUCUGAAGCCAAAGCAGCAAAGACACUGGGAAUUGUUAUCUUUGUUCAUCUUGCUUGUUGGAUACCUUAUUCCUUAUCAGUUGAAAAAAUAACAUCUUUGUCAGUGGUGUGGACUGUGUUUGCCUGGAUAAUAUACAUGAACUCCUCAAUGAAUCCGCUGAUAUAUGCUAUUCUUUAUCCAUGGUUCAGGGCAUCAGUGAAAUAUAUAAUAACUUGUAGAAUGUUUGUGCACUUGUCUUAA